AUGAUUUACCAGGAUGCACCUAGACGUCAGUUCAGUAUGCAAAACUUGUUCACGGCCUAUGGAACAAUAGUAUUCGCAUUUGGAUGUCACGCGUUCCUUCCGGCGUUACAACACGACAUGAAAAAGCCACGCCUUUUUGCUAGAUCUCUAUGGGUGGCGCACAUAGUCAUUCUACUCUACUACUUGUCUAUCGCAAUUGGUGGUUAUCUCGUGUAUGGUGCAUCUGUUGGAGACGUAGUAAUUCACUCUAUACAAUGGCAAUGGUUGCAGCAGACGGCAAAUGUGAUAAUAAUGUUGCAUGUCCUUUCCACCAUGGUUAUGGCUUUCUCUCCUAUGGUUCAACAAAUUGAAACCGUGCUUCGAGUUUCUCACGGCAAGUUCUGUUUUGCUCAUUAA
Strongylus vulgaris is the source of this 396-nucleotide messenger RNA. The record is from the annotation of a GenBank genome assembly. NCBI's taxonomy places the organism in Eukaryota, Metazoa, Nematoda, Chromadorea, Rhabditida, Strongylidae.